AGAGAGAGAGCUCUUCUGUUCUGCCAGCGAGUCACAGUAAACAUGUUCUGGUUUCUAAAUUAGGAAACUAAUGAUUAUAGAGGAAGAGUUGAGCCCAAAGCUAUUUUCGUCAUUCCAACUAUCCAAUCCCUGUGCAUCCCAUUCCUAUACUGUAUGGCUUGUCUACGUUAUUUAUAUACACAUACGUACAUAUAACAUAGAUGUAAAAUGUGUUCAAAAAAAAAAAAAAACAUAGAUAUAAUUAUCGAGUAUGUUCUUUAUAGGGAAAUUAUGCCAAGUAGCUAAGAAAAAAAAAAUUAAAAAUCUAACCAAAAUCCUCCUCAAAAAUCUAACCAAAAUCCUCCUCUCUCUCUCUCCUGCUUUCUCUUCCUAUCUCUCUCUCCCAAAUCUAAUUUUUUUUUUUGGUUAUUUAGCGAAAAAACUAUUCUUUAUAUAGAGCACUUCAAUUCAGGAGUUCUUAUUAACUUUCUCAAAGAGUAAUAAAAUAUAAAAUACUAAUAAAAUAUUAUUGGAUAUCUCAAAUUUUUAGAAAUUCAGUUCUAUAGUUCUUAAAUAAGAAGUAACAUAGAAAGUGCUCUUAGUAACAUGCCUAAGCUUAACUAAUUGAUAAAUGUUUUGAUUAUUCUUUUUGAGGCUUUCCGCUUACGUCAACUCUAAACAGAGAGACUAAAACGUAUGGCAUACAAUUGCAUGUUACAAUGGGAUGGUUCAUCUGACAUCAGCGUCUUUAUUAUGUGAUCAUUCAGUGAUUACCAUAUUAAAGAGAACCUCGUGGAUUACCAUUGAUUAACUAGGACCCAAUAUGUUUUAUCUUUUGUUUGUCAUCUUUAAAGUCAACUCAUAUUUCAGUUAGCUUCCUAUAUGAGUCAUUUUUUGUACAUUAAUCAUUCACAUAUUACAAUUUAUGUUUGUCUGAAGUGUCAUUUAUAACAGUAUAAUUGUUUUUUUUUGUUGGAAUAAAUCACUACGCGGAUAUUUUGUUCGUUUGUUUAUUAAAGAGAACAGGAUAGUUUUGUGAACUUGAUAUGUCAUCCGUUCAUUAUUUAGUCCUACUGAUUUGUAUUCAUAUGAUUAGGUUUUGUAUUUUUUCCUUUUGUCAACAUUCUUAAAUUUGUAACACUUACAAGACAUAGCAUAUCAUUUAAUUAACUCAAGUUUUCUACCUUGGAAUCAAAACAUUGUCGAAUAAAUGUGAUAACAUAUCAAACCUUUGGGAUAGUAUAAAAGUAUCAAAUAGAUGAUAUGAAACACAACUACUCAAUUAGACAGCUUUACUAUUAGUAUAUUUUUAUCAUAUUUUAAUUAUCGUUGGUAUACCGCAAACAAAUGCUUAUUGAAUUAUGCUUGGAGAAGCAUUAACAAAUACACAUUAGAAAACCAGAAAACAAAACUGUAUUUGUUGUCAACAACCUAACUGUUAAUUGCCACAGGUCCAGAACGUCAUAUGUGGGCUAGGCCCAUUUCAUAUUUGUUACGGCCCAAUAUAAAUUGACCAAAUAAUAGUUGAAACUAGACACUUCCAGACUUCCAGUUCUUGUCUUCUAGUGUAACUAGUUCAACUCCUGUUUCUAGGUUCCAAACUCUCUCCACCGAUCAAGAGUUUCCUUUCCUCUCUAUCGCCAAUUAUGGCUUCCUCGUGGAGAAAGUACGAGACCCGAAAGCGAGACCCAAACCCUCAAAACGUCGCUCUUCUCGUCAUCGAUUUACAAAACCACUUCUCCUCCAUGGCCAAGCCUAUCCUCCACAACGCUCUCACCACCAUCGACCUCUGCCGACGCGCCUCCAUCCCCAUAUUCUUCACGCGCCACGUCCACAAAUCCCUUGCUACUGACACCACCAUGCUCGGCGAGUGGUGGAACGGCGACCUGAUCAUCGACGGGACCCCCGACUCCGAACUCAUCCCGGAGAUCAAACGUCAGGUUAACGGACCAGACGAGGUCGUGGAGAAGAACACGUACAGCGCGUUUCACAACACGUGUCUUCAGGAGAAGCUGGUGGAGAUUGGUGUGGAGGAGGUGAUCGUGAUCGGAGUGAUGACGAAUCUGUGCUGUGAGACGACGGCUCGUGAGGCCUUUGUCAGGGGUUAUAGGGUUUUCUUCUCGACGGACGCGACUGCUACGGUUAAUGAGGAGCUUCACGAUGCAACUCUCAUGAAUCUAACUUAUGGCUUCGCUUAUCUCGUCGACUGUGAUAGGCUCCGGCGUGGGCUUUUACGUAAUUAAACAACAAUAGUACACUUUAUACUCUUUCUUGUUACUUUCUUAUAUAUUGUCUUCUAGAUAUGUUGUACUUGUAUCAAAGUUACUUUGUUAGUUAUUGUCCUCUUGAUAUGUUGUACUUGUAUCAAAGUACUCUUAUGUUUUUUUUGUGAAAGCAAAAGUACUCUUCAAUCACAUAAAUGUUUUUUUU
Brassica rapa (field mustard) is the source of this 2409-nucleotide messenger RNA. RefSeq names its product nicotinamidase 2-like. The record is from RefSeq and is a predicted model, not a curated record. Lineage: Eukaryota; Viridiplantae; Streptophyta; Magnoliopsida; Brassicales; Brassicaceae.